CCUCAUUCUACAACUGAACUAAAGCAGUUGCUGUUGGCUUCAACCCGGUCAGCGAGAAGUCGCCCGAACCAGUCUUUAAGUAUGCUAACUUGUUUUUGUCAAUGGCGGUUAGAUGGAAAACUAGGCACAAGCGAAAAUACGGCGCUGCUUAAGUCUCCAACAUUCGCUCAACAAUUGUCUCACUGGAUGAAAACCAAUGUCGCAGGAGGAAGUAAGGAGGCUACGUCAGCUUCUAGAAGACGAGCAACGACGCCGCGAAGAAGCAGACCGACGCCUUGCCGAGGAGCAACAACGCCGCGAAGAAGCAGACCGACGCCUUGCUGA
Molecule: messenger RNA, 324 nt
Organism: Rasamsonia emersonii CBS 393.64
Lineage: Eukaryota; Fungi; Ascomycota; Eurotiomycetes; Eurotiales; Trichocomaceae
Exons: 1
Source: RefSeq, a predicted model, not a curated record